Molecule: messenger RNA, 5261 nt
Organism: Schizosaccharomyces cryophilus OY26
Lineage: Eukaryota; Fungi; Ascomycota; Schizosaccharomycetes; Schizosaccharomycetales; Schizosaccharomycetaceae
Exons: 1
Coding region: 470-1102 (210 amino acids)
Source: RefSeq, a predicted model, not a curated record
UUUUUUUUUUUUUCUGGUGAUUUUUUUCCCACUGGAACAGAUUUCCGCUGUUAUAUCUCGAUUCAAUCGUCUAUCAUGUUGCUUCAUUUUGGUUUGAGUGCCCUGCUGCUUGCAGGGACGGCUCUUGCUUCUAUGCCAUACGAGGCUUGGCUUUCUCUCCUGAGCCUCAAGAGUUCAUGUCUUGUAGUUAAUUGAAUUCUACUUACAAUGAUUCUGAUCCUGCUUGUGCAGAAAUACUUCAAAAGCCAAACACAAAUAAAUCGGUUUAUGUCCGUUUUGCUCAGUACCCAGACCCAGACUUAUUUCUAGCUUAUAAGCAUGCUAUUGAUGCUGGUGAGGAUUAUAAUUUUUUUUAGAAUUUUGAAAAUUUCAGAGUUUGAAUCCAAAACCUGAUUUUUUUGAUUUUGGUUCCAAUUUUACGUCCGAUGCAAACUUAACAUUCUACAAGACAAAAAUAACAGAACCGGGCAUGUAUAGUUUUCUUGAAUACCAAGAGAUUGAUCCAACUGAAGAUGAUCCAACUGAAGAUGAGUCUGAACCUAUAGUGUAUUUCCGUUACAAGUCUAGUGAAUUCAGAGAAGAUGGAUCAAAACGUCGUAUUUUUGCCGGUUUGCUAGUUAUUUCCAGUAGUAUAGGUAUGUAUUUGCUUAUUCGCUGGCUCCGUAACCUUAGAAAUCUCACCUUUACUCAAUUUCUUUUGUUUGUUUGGUUCUUUGCAUUUCUAUCAAAUCUUCUUAUGAAACGAAUCUUCAUCGAUGAGGAUAUUACGAAUCAACCUAUUCUCUGGUUAGUUCCGGUGUUUUCUUACUUGUUUGGUGACGGAAUUGAACGCUCUUUAUUUAAUUCAUUUGCUCUGGCUCUUUCACUCGGUUUGGGUUAUCUCCGAUGUAGUUCAGAAAAUCUGGUUUUUUUGGUCAUAUUACUAGGUUGUGUUCAAUCGCUAUUUAUGGUAAUAGCACCUUUGAUUUUCCCUAUCCUAUACUUAGUUGAGCCUCUCAUAGCAAAGCCUUUGCAAUUGGCAUGGAUGCUAUCUUCCCUCAAUUUUAGUAAUCAGAGUUUUUCACAUUUGCAGAAUGCGCCUCAAAUUAGGAAACGAUUUUGAUGAUAAGUACAUCAAAUAUAAGAACUUCCUUCCGCAUAUUUUAUUAUCGCUACUUGUGAGCGUGGUACUCCACGUACAAAGCGCACCAACUUUUAAUGUAAAAUAUGAAAUCAUAAAAAUUUGUGUUGGCGUUAUAUUCUUCUGUCUUCUUGCCUUUACCUUGAUUGCAUAUAAUAGCAGAGUGUUGAAAGAUGACAAAGCAAAAAAUCCAGAAAAAUUGCAAAAGCCUUUGCCAUUGUACAAAGACGAUUCUGAGAUGGAGUUGCCUGCUGACGAGAAGCUUUAAAGGUUUCCAGUUGCUAAAGUUUGUCAUUCGUUUGAUUCCCAAAAGACAUACAUGGUUUAACACCAUUUCCAAUCGAUUAUAAAUAAAAAUGAGUCUAUAGUGUCACCGAAGAACUCUCACGCCGUUAAUCAUUGUACUGAGUUGGAAAAGCAACGUAUACUGUACAAUUGAACGUAUAUAGACGCCAGCAAUGUCCAGGGAUCUGGUUUACUAAAUGAAAUGUCUGAAAGUCAGUUCAUCUCGCCAGACCAGUCGAAUCUUCCAGUCCGAACGUUCGGACUGUAAAGUCAUGGAUUUAAUAACUUUUAUGAUACAGUGGACGCAAAUUAUUUCACUCUCCGAUUUCGCACUCACAGUUUCUGUAGUGUAUCCAAUCUUUUUUUACUUUAUAUUGCGCGACGAUUCUUAAAGAGUAUGUCCUUAAGCUAAUAUUUCAAACGUCAGAUAACUUAAAAUGAUCUGUACUGUUAAUGAAUUCCACGAUAUAACCGACUGUGACAGGAACUAUUUGUAAAUAUCCUUGUUAAGUAAUAAAUUAUGGAAGAUGAAUGAUUACUCAACCUAUUGCGCAUAAUACUAUUCUUAGCCGCUAUAGUAUCCUCCGUUGUGGCAGUACCUUUAACGAAAUCUGAUCUCACAAUAUUGUGGUCAUUAGAGGACAUGAACGAUUACAGCACCUGUGUCUCAGAGAAUCCAGGUAUUAAAAGAUAUUCUUAUUACAAACUGGUUAACAAUUGUCAAUAAAUGCUUGGAACAGGCAGCGCGUUUGGACCUCUACUUGCAGGAAUACAGAGUAUGUUUCAUCAUUGAAUAGGUCAAACUGCAUUUCAGAAUUAGUUACGUCCUUGCUUCUCCCGUUCACACUAGGAGACAACUCCUAUAUGUAUGAACACGAAACCCUUUGAAGCACUGAAAAUGACAAGGGUUAGGCUCGCUUUACUAAAUUCGAAAAGUACAAGAAAAGUUAUUGACGACAAGGGCAAUUUCCUAAAAUUUAAAGUCGGAAGCCAUAGAAGAAAGAAGAAAUAAAUAUUUAUGAAAGGAAAAAACCAAGGCCUAAUGUUCAAAAUGACUAGGAAAAAGGUACAAGGACCGUCCUCCAUACACAAGGUCAACGUGGAUAAUUCCACAGCAUCUCAAGACGCAUAGCCAUGUCGAAGUUAAAUAUCAAAGUAAAUUUAUUAAUACAGAAUGGAGCCCAUAUGUCAAUCUUAGAAAAGAUCUCGCAAGAAGAAUUAUACCCAAAUUCGACAACGAAUAUUGAUCACAGUUAGAAUCACAAGAUAUUUUUAAGGUUACAGGAAUUUUGAUUUUACCAGGACCGUGAAUACUAUGAAGCAUAUAUCAUACACCGUCUUGCAAAUAUAAAAACCAUUAUCAAAUGGUCUCUUAGGAAGCAAUGGUAAUUUAGGUUUUUAUGUGAAGAAGAACCUUUAAAAAAAUACCGAUAAUAAACGGUAUGUGGAACUCAACAGAUGUUACAGCGUUACCGAAGUAUGAAAGAACCUACAAAUGUACCGGUGCCUGAACACUCAGGAAGGGAUUGAAAGAUAAACCAAAAAGAAAUUACCAGAUUAUGUACCAAAGUUAAAGCGCUAUGCUCAAAAGAAAUCAUUAUGCAUGAAAGAGAAGAUAUACGAAUUAUUAAGCUAAGGCGAAUCCGUGAGAGUUCCUUCAGCUUUGUGUGCAAGCCAUUUAUAAUUCCAAAGAAAGAACGGCUAAUGAAGGAAUAGUCAUAAAUUAUGAGACUUUUUGUUGACAAAAGCAAAUAAUUAUCCGCUGUUAAAUUUGAAGAAAUCGUUUAUUGGUUUAAAUGGAGCCAGAAUUUUACAGCAUCAUAAUAGCAGAUGAUCCAAAUUAUUUUUUGUAUUAUCGUUCAUGUUGGAGCGUUUUUCUAAUCAGAUCUAUCGCUCCAAUUUUGGAUUCUUCGUGAUAUCGUUCGACAUAACGACUAUACGAAGUUUUUUAGCUUCAAUAAGCGCGCCUUUUGGCUUGAAAAAUUGCAUCAUACAUAAUAACUAGAAUUCUAACUUUGAAGUACAGUCACCCAUCACUUAUACCAUUCAAAGUUGCAUGAAUACUUCUUGGUAUUAUUUCCCGAUAAAUUCUCAUGUUUGCUUUCUUAAAGGCUGAGUCCCAGAUAAUAUAUUACAAAAAAGUUAUUAAGCAAUUUGAACACUUAGUCUAAGUGUAAAUUGAAGGCUUGCGGUUUAUAAAAUUUUGGCCUUUGCCGGGUAUUCAUUGCUCAAAUUCGAAUAGCAUAGUUAACGAGCUCAUGCACAUAAGAAAGAAAAAGGGUAUAUAAAAAUAAGCUAAACCCGCCUUAACAACACUUUUACACUGUUUCAUCUUAAGUGAACGUCUACUAAUAAUUCCGCUCCAAUGGUCUAAACUUUUCUUUAUUUUGUCAAGACCUAAUGACCUAAUAACCUAGUUUCCAAUCUAUUUUUCUCCUUUUCCAAAAUAAGUUCCUAAUCAACUUCUAUAAUAGCAUCGUCCUCAUCAGGUGGGUUUUGAGUAGCCUGUUCCACUUCCUCGGUAGCUUCGUCACGGACAAGCAUUUGAACCAAUCUAUAAUUGUUAGCAAAUGAACUUCAUCAUUUGUACUUACUGAUCGCAAAGGGCUUGAAGAUCUUCAUCCUCUACAUGAAGAUGAAGUUCACGAAUAAUAGGAUAGAGUUUGCGAGUUCUCAAGUGUUCUCUUCCAUCACGGGUUGCACAAAGCAAAAUUAAAGAUUCCACGUGUGUUUUCAUCACAAACAAAUCAGGUUCGCGCUUCUUGUCAUCUGGGAGCAAUUGCAAUUCAUCAAACAUGCCCUCCAUAUCUUCUUCAUCCAAGUCUUCCGGACCAGCCAAAGGAAGUAAGAUAUAGGGAAGCAAGUUUACACUUUCUUCAUCCAUAAGAAUUUUAUGGAAAGGUACAUCAAAGCAAAUAUUUUUUAUAAUGGCUGCUACCCCCGUGCGGCGCAAUAAUGAGCUAUGCUCCGUGAAAACAAUCAACUUAGACACUGGAUAAACAUUGUCGUACUCUUGAAUAGUCGUGAAAUAUUGUCGUCCUCUUUCAAAACGUGUCAUAUCAGCAAAGACAUUGGCAAGGAAGUCAAAGUUUGCAUAUUGGUUGAUACCGUGAUUUGUUCCUUUUACAAAAAGAUCCAUCAAUUGAUCAAUAAUGUUUCUGCUAAGAGAAAACUCGCGGAGAGGAACCUGCAUGUCUAAAAUGCGGACAAAAUCUUCCUCUUUGGCUAAAUUGCAGAGAACCAUACAUGACAAAUCGGCCAGACCAUGCAAAGGAUCAGUGACAAUAUUAAAAACAAGCUUUAAAAAUUCAUCAUCCAUUAAAACCCUACGAAUUGCUGCAUUCUGAGACACGUUCACCAAUGCAGUAAUCGCUUGACUAGCAAUUUGGGGUUUAUCCUUCAAUAAAGCCUUUAAAUCCUUUACAGGCUCACAAUUGUUAAUGAACCAAAUAUCAAAUUGAGGGUUAUUUCUUGCAGUAUAAGGAAGUAAAUGCUGAGUAGCCAGCAUUCUCACCUGUGGAUUUUGGUCAUGCAAAAAUCCUGCUAACUGACUUUGUUAGUAAAUUUUCUAUUAUUUUUGCCUACCUCCUUUAAUUCUGACAUCUUUUAAAUAUAAAUAUUUUUAAAAAUUCUACCAACCUUUGCCAGAAUUGUGAAAAUGCAAAGAUCUCUAAAUUUUUGCACCUGGUACGAGUAGGGGACAGCACCACAGCAGAAAAGGUGUCGAAGAAAUUAAGUCGCUAAAUACAAACAAGUAAUGCUGACUUUGAUAAUACUUUACUAAAUUGAAAUUAUAAUUUUUAGGAUAGUAAAACGUUGACUUUCUGUCUAGUAAAUUUAUGAACCAUAUGCCUUG